UUAAAAAUAUUUAAACUAAAGCAUUGUAAACAUUAAAAAAUAAAAAAAAAUAAUUUUUGACAAAAAUCGUGACCACGCCCCUUUAAUCUAUUUUUGUCAAAAACCAGGAAGUAAAUUACAGAUCUCAUGAAGUCUCACUUCAACCAUCGUCCGAUUCUACAACGCUUACAAAAUCAAGAUGGCAUUAUCCAACCCAGAAGUUUCAGAUUCUGUCCAGGAGGAACCAAUCAUUGGCCAGGACUGUUUGAUGUGUGGUACUGAAGGCUGUGAGAAGAACUGCCAGUUUUAUUGUAAUCACUGUCACCUACGAGUAUGUAAACAAUGCAAAGAUGAACAUCAAAAGAGUCUGGAAACCCAGACCCAUGAAGUGGUACCUUAUACACAACGCAAGAGACAACUUCCUGUAGAAAAAUGCAAGGAUCACCCGACCAAGGAUAUAGACAUGCUCUGUGAGGAUUGCCAAAUUCCAGUAUGUUCCAAAUGUGCAAUACAAAACCAUAGAAGACAUGCACUGAAUGAUUUAGAGACAAUUUAUUCAGAAAAAUUAACUCUUUGCCUUGAUGAAAUUUAUAAAAUCCAUCAGUAUUUUCUCCCAACUUCACAUGAUAUACAAGAAAAUAUAAAGGAUAAUCUCAAAGAAAUAAAAGCAACCAUAGAUAAAAUAAGAGCAUCCAUAAAGGCUGAAGCUGAAUUCCUUAAACGUUUGGUGGACACUGUGGCCUCAGAUGAAAUAGAACGAGUCAACAACAUGGAAGAGUCUCUAGAGGAGAAGCUUAAGAGUCAAGACAAAACCUAUCAAGAUUACAUCUCCUAUCUCGAGGACCUUGCCAGAGAGUUCCAUGGCUACCUGUCCUCUACCAAAGUCCAAAGCAAUCCACUCAUUCUUUCUCAACCUGACCAGCUGAAAAUCCAACCCAUACCAAAAACCAUUAUACCAGUCCAUCCAGCAUUUACUGCUGGACAAUACAGCAAGGAAGAUGUCACCAAACUACUGGGUAGAGUAACUGUUCCUGACACUAAACCAGAGAACAGAAAAAUAAAACCCAUGGAGACUGCCACUACACAGUUAAAACCUACAGAACAACAGAGGAAACAAGACAGAGAAAAAUCUGCCAUGAAACUGUCUCUGUCUUCCUCUGUCACCAAGGUCAGGGAGUACACAGUACCAGGUGUAUACAGUGUAUAUCAUAUAUCACUAGGUAAAUCAGGCAGAAUCUGGGCAAGUGAUGAAUGUGGUAGUCUAGUCCAAACAGAUCUACUGGGGAAUCUGCUACAGAAGAUACAGACCGGUGGUGGAUAUGAAGGCUACCACACAGCUACAGAGGACAAAGAUAUCAUCUUUACAGACAGAAAGAACAAGUUCAUUAAUAGGAUAAAACCGGAUAAUACAAUCACUAAAUUUAUCAAAACGAGAGACUGGGAACCAAUCAGCUUACACUCCUCUCACAUCAACGGGGACAUACUGGUGGGGAUGAUAAAGGGUAGAGAGGCUAAAGUCACCAGGUACAACAAGGCAGGAGAAGAAAUACAGAACAUUCAGUGGUACAACAAUGGUCAGGAACUGUACAUUCAUCCACACUACAUCACAGAAAACAUCAAUGGUGAUAUAUGUACAUCAGAUAAUAAAAAACGUGCUGUAGUGGUGGUAAAUAAAUCAGGACAACACAGGUUCUCCUACACAGGUCAGGGAUCAGGGUUUCAUCCUUCUGGUAUAUGUACUGAUCUCCUUGGUCACAUUCUCGUGGGCAACGAUCCUCUCUUGGACAAGUUCUAUAUACCAAGUGAUAACACAGUUAAUCUACUGGAUCAAGACGGACAGUUCUUGUUUCUAAUACUCCCACUACUACCAAUGGUAUGGUUUUAUCAUGGUCUGUGUGUGGAUGAUGAGAACAAUCUCCAUGUUGUACAAGGGAACACCAACACAGUGACAGUGUACAAGUACCUCCAGUGAACAUUACUUUUGUAAGAAUAAUUUAUGAGGAGCUACUUUACUAUUUCAAUUACAUUCUGUGUAAAAUAAGAAUAAUUUACUUUUGUCAUAUGAAAACCAUUCUGAGCAAUAGAUAUAUGACUCUAGUGAAACAAAUACCAUUCCAAAUAUCUGAUGAUGAGAGUUAGCAGAAUAAUACAUUCUAUCAUUAGCUUAUCCAUUUAUCAAAUUAAAUUGUAUGUUAAGAUUCCUUCAUUUUUUUAAAAAAUUAUGAUAAUUAUUUCAACAAAAGUGAA
This is a messenger RNA of Magallana angulata, 2226 nucleotides long. RefSeq lists its product as uncharacterized. The coding region runs from base 179 to 1951 and encodes 590 amino acids. The record is from RefSeq and is a predicted model, not a curated record. Gene Ontology annotation, molecular function: zinc ion binding; protein binding. The transcript is spliced from 2 exons. Lineage: Eukaryota; Metazoa; Mollusca; Bivalvia; Ostreida; Ostreidae.